AAAACAGUACUGUAAAUUCUUUCUAUUUUCCAGCCCCAACGAAUUCACUUGCGACGACAAUGCCUGCGUCAGCGUAGACCAUGUUUGUGAUGGAAAAGCAGACUGUGCCGAUGAAAGCGACGAAGCAGCAUGCCUUGGUUCUUCACACAAUCGACCUUUCGAAGAGCCAAUUCUGACCAGAUCAAAAAGACAGUCAACGUGUUCAAAGCACCAAUGGCAGUGCAGCAAUGGCGAAUGCGUGAGCUUCGACGCAAAGUGUGACGGCGUUCUGGACUGUACCGACGGAAGUGAUGAGACGUUUGCACUCUGUAGGAAAACUAGAUGUCAAUCAAAUUGGUUCCGGUGCACAUACGGUGCAUGUGUGGACGGAACAGCACCUUGCAACGGCCAGAAGGAGUGUGUUGACAAUUCCGACGAGUUGUUGCCUCGGUGCCGGAAUGAAACUGAUGAAAUUAGAUUUCAAUUUACUUGCGACAAUGGCCGCAAGAUUCCAGCCUCGAGCCAUUGCGAUGGCAUCGACGAUUGUGGCGACGUGAGUGACGAGACCGUGAAAAGCUGCGCUGGAAAAAAUUGUCCCUCAUAUUUGUUCCAAUGCGCUUACGGAGCAUGCGUGGACGCGGGGUCGGAUUGUAAUGGGAUACAAGAAUGUGCUGACAAUUCCGAUGAGUCCGACGAACUCUGCAACAGAAUAGGCACUGGCACAAUUACCUCUACCACUACUAGACCAGUGUCAGGGGGCAAUUGUGUGCUGCCUCCUUAUCCUGAGAAUGGUCGUUACACUGUUGGGGGUGUACCCCAAGCCUCUCCAGGACAGUCCUUCAACAGUUUCCAACUGAAUGUGUCGUGUAACCCAGGGUACAACGUUAUUGGUAAUAGCACUGCAUUUUGCAUCGGUGGGUCGUGGUUUACGGCUCUGCCCCAAUGUGGCCGCUUCUGCAAGGUGAACCGGCAUCCUAGCGUGCAGUACCGCUGCUUAAUUUCCGAAGGUGAAAAUGGCGCUGAAGGCACUAGAGAAUGCAAUGAAUUGGAACCAUCGGGCACAAUAGUGCAACCUACCUGUCGAGCUCCAAACUACUACCACUCCGGACUCCUGGGCUUCAUGAAAUGCGUGAACGGCAACUGGGACCACGUCGCCACUUGCACACCAGGUUUGAUUAAAAAUGGUGUCAAUAUCACGAUUCUUAUAACGGACAAACUUGAAGUUCUUGUCAAUAAUUUGAUUUACUAUGAGCCUUUAUUUCCUAAUCCUCGCGAUAAAAAUGUACCUAACACGAAUGAUGAUGAAGGCAAUGAUGAAAUAGAUCCUGGUGAUUGGAGAAUUGGUAAUGGGGAGGUAAAGUUAAAUGUCGGCAAAUACAGUGUAGAAGUUAAAUUUAAUAGGAACCGCGGAGUUGCUCUUGAGAAGAAGACCCAGAGAUAGUAUUACCGAUAUCAAAAUUAAAGUUUCGUAAUCGAGCCUAUACGCAAUAUCAAUAAAAUAUGCAACAAACUGCCUGAGCAUAUAAAACAACCAUCUAAAGCAAAUAAAUUCAAUU
Molecule: messenger RNA, 1535 nt
Organism: Hyposmocoma kahamanoa
Lineage: Eukaryota; Metazoa; Arthropoda; Insecta; Lepidoptera; Cosmopterigidae
Product: vitellogenin receptor-like
Exons: 10
Cellular component (GO): plasma membrane
Molecular function (GO): protein binding
Source: RefSeq, a predicted model, not a curated record